CCUCCAAUUACUAACGAUACUCCUCAAACCGCUAUUAAAAUACUACUACCUUGGAAAUAUAGUAAAGAGAGACUUGCAAAACAUCCAUAUUGUGCCUAUAUAGUUCGAAUAAAAAAGGUUAUUUGUCAUUGUGGUAAAGUUAUCAAACCUGGUCAUCGCUAUGAUGAAACUUUCUUAAAUAUUCAUGUUAAUAGUAAAGGAUGUUUAGCUAAGCAAGAAGUUCAAUUAAUUCUAAAUUAUUUUAAACUGAUCUCUAAAUCAAAAAAAAUUAAAAGUGAUAAUUGUGUUAGCAGUGCUGAAGAGUGGGAAAGUGAUGAUGAUGAAAAUAUGGGUAAUAAUGAUUUGUUUAAAAUUGAUGAAAUAAGUAAUGUAAAAAAUGAUUGUGAGAGUGAAGUUUUAAGUGCCGAUAAUAUGAUAAUUCCAUUAAACAAUAAAUGGAAGCCUUGCUCUGGUCUUAGAUCUAGUAUUAUCCAUGAAUAUAUUAGUCGUACUCCUGCUCAGUUUGGUGAAACUAGAAGAAUUGAAGUUAUUGCAAAAGAGAUUUUUCCAAAUCUUUUUUUAAAAGAAUUUUCACGUAAGAAGUUGGAUUGUUCACAGAAAUCUCGGUUCAAACAAUUUUUGGACUCUAUUGAAUAUGAUAACCCAAUUGCAGCUAUAACUGAUAAUAUCAAACUGAAACUAUGUCUUAGAUAUUCUUCACGAAUAGGAUGCAUUAUUGGUUUUACAUUUUCAAAUCAUGAGACAAAUAUUAAAAUAUAUGAUGAUAUUUCGGUUACAAUUAAUAAAAUUAAAGAGAAUAAUACUAUUGCUAAAUAUGUAAGAGUAUAUAUAUUACAAGUUCCAUUAUCAAAAUUUCUUUCUGUUAUUAUUGCUCUUCUUUCUAAUCUUGGAUCUGAUAAAACAGAAACAAUAUUAGAUAUAUAUAAAUUACUUUUAGAUUUUGCACAAGAACUUAAGCUACAUAUCAUUUCAAUUGGUUCUGAUGGUGUACAAGUUGAAUUUAAUGUGCAAACUUAA
Molecule: messenger RNA, 1017 nt
Organism: Racocetra persica
Lineage: Eukaryota; Fungi; Glomeromycota; Glomeromycetes; Diversisporales; Gigasporaceae
Source: the annotation of a GenBank genome assembly